Messenger RNA from Zingiber officinale, 992 nucleotides. RefSeq lists its product as uncharacterized. NCBI's taxonomy places the organism in Eukaryota, Viridiplantae, Streptophyta, Magnoliopsida, Zingiberales, Zingiberaceae. Gene Ontology annotation, cellular component: plasma membrane. The record is from RefSeq and is a predicted model, not a curated record. The transcript has a single exon. The coding region runs from base 24 to 626 and encodes 200 amino acids.
AAUGCUGUUGAUCACGGCUCAUAAUGCCACCCCGCCUGAUUUCCCAAGAGGGUCGGCAGACCCAUUUCGUGAUCUGGACACUUGCAGUUCUGUGUGCCAUCCUUACGAUAGCUGUUAUCGUCGCAGGCAUAGCGGUGUUUGUAGUGUACAUGGUCUACCAACCAAAGAUGCCCUACAUCAGGGUGGCCUAUGCACAUCUCGACGAGCUUCUCUAUGAUCAAUUAGGGUUGCUCGAGAUAGACAUAACCCUAAAUUUGGAGGCAGUGAAUGAUAACAACAAGGCCCACACCAGCUUCUCGGCCCUGAGCUUCCUUCUCCAGUUCCAUGACAUUGAUGUUGCAGUGCUGAAGUCCAACUCGCUCGAGGUUCCUAAGAACAGCUCCCGCCCACUCAAUUAUCACUUUCACUCGUCGCCAAUACCACUGGACCAGGAUGCAAAGGAGGCCAUGGACAAGGCGUUGAGGCGGGGAAUCGUGCCAUUUGAUCUCAGAGGGCAUGCAAAAACCAGGUGGAAGGUGGGCAUCUUUGUCUCCGUGAGGUUCUGGACACACAUCUCGUGCCGACUCCAUUUCUUCCAGACAAAUGGCAGUACAGUUGAGUCAGGUUGCAGCACCACAUCCCAUUGAUUGCCGUCGAAUCAGAUUGAAUCCAUUUCCCCUAAACAACAACAACUCCAUUUCACAUAAAUUUACAAAAUCUGUAUAAUCUAGAUCUUGCUCGGUGAUAGUUAAACAGAGAUGCAUAGAAUGUGGCUAAUAAUGGAAUAAGAACAAGAAUCUUGUGAAUUCAUAAAUAAGAACACAAACCUUGUUCUUCAUGUUUUUGCCUCUACUUUCUCUCAAUAGCAUCUUCUCCAUUUCCCUCAAGUUUAUGAAAUCUGUAUGUUACUAGAGCAGUCUAGAUCUUGCUUGGUGAUAGUUAAACAGAGAUGCAUAGAAUGUGGCUAAUAAUGGAAUAAGAACAGAAAUUUUCUGAAUUCAUCAAUAAGAAAC